This is a messenger RNA of Anolis carolinensis (green anole), 1752 nucleotides long. It is a transcript of the gene cunh8orf48, whose product is annotated as chromosome unknown C8orf48 homolog. The transcript has 5 exons. The record is from RefSeq and is a predicted model, not a curated record. NCBI's taxonomy places the organism in Eukaryota, Metazoa, Chordata, Lepidosauria, Squamata, Anolidae. The coding region runs from base 269 to 1147 and encodes 292 amino acids.
AAGAAGCGACGUUCCCGAAACAAUGGGGAUUCUGUUCCAGCGUCUGGGAGGAAGCCUCCCAGAGCGGAACCGGAGUGCGUUAGGACUAUGUUCCGGGGGACAAUAAAGAGCGUUACCGACGCUGCUCAGCGGUUGCCGUGGCGACGCGAUAGGCCUGCAGGAGGAAGCCAGGCCUGGAAAGGAAGCCUCGUUUGAAACCCCGUCAAGAUUUCGGUGAGUCCUGUUGUGACCAGUCGGACAGACGGCUCCUUGGAGCAAUGAAGAACAGAUGGAGCUGAACUGGAACCAAAGCAGCUCAAUUCCGGAUUAUUCUGAGGAUACAUUUACAUCCUUCAGCGAAGAAGAAGAAACCUGCAGAGAAUAUGACAGUGACCCGUUCGCUUCCUAUUCCUCUGGGAAGGACUCCGAAUGGUCUGCUGCCUCGGAUUGGUCUGAAAACACUAAUCAGUCUUCAGGUCAAAACAGCGAAGUAAAGAAGAGAGACAUUUUGGAUCCAGCAGCAGCCAGGGAGUAUUUAACUAGCAAGUGGAUCAAUCGCCUGAACGUCUACAAAACUACAGCUGUGGUUGCCAGAUCUGCUGUGGAACCAGCUAAUGCACUGACGCGGAUUCCUGAGGCUUCGGAGGAAGAACUGGGAGCACUCCAAUCUUUCUGUGCUGUCAAGAUUAACUGGCUUCAUCAUCCGCCAAGUUUGGCACCACCAAAGAGGAGCAAGUAUAAGGAUCAGAGCCACAGACGCACUUCUGAGAAGUUGACGAUGGGUGAUAUCAACUGCAUUGUCCCUGAUCAGUUAGUGAACAGACUCUGUCUGAAAAAUAUCAAGGAGACCCUGAAACAGUUAUCAGUAAUCGAAAUACAUCAACCCUCACGGUGUCCACAAUGCAUGGAGAAAAGAGCAGAGCUGGCAGAAUCUGAUUUCCUCAGACGCAGGAAGGCCUUGAUGGAAAAGGUAUUGCUCCAAGAGAAACUGGAAGAAUAUAUGUACACCAGGGAUUCUCUCACCCUCAUUGGAGAAAUCCACCAGACCCUUCCUAAGCUUUCAGAUGAUCCAAGGCACAUAUGGCAGGGAUUGAAUGCUUGUGUGAUACCUCCUAGGCUUGUGUGGGUCAACCGAGGCAGAACACAGAUUCUGAAUCCACAUAAGUGAAUCCCUGGAGAUGAGAGGAGCCUUCCCAAUAUCAACAACCCAUUCUCUGGGCAAAUGUGUGUUAUCACUUGGGUCAGAAACUGUGAUCUCGUUCUUCAUUCCAUCCUGAUGCAAAAAAAAGAAAAAAAAGAAGAAGCUUAAUGCUAUAGCUGACCUUUCUUCCUCCCCACUGCCCCCAUUAUGGAAGGGGAAAGUAUUAUUAUUACAGCAAGCCUCUGGCAUUGUGAUUUUUUUUUUGUGAAUUUCCUUUUUGUAAUCUUAGAGCAACUCAAUGCUCCUGCUUCCAUCUGUAAGGAAAACAAAUGAUUAUCUUUUUCUCAAAGCAAGGAGGAGGUGUAAUGACUGGGUUUCAACCCAUUUGGUGCCUGCUCCCCCUUGUGAAAUGUAAAGCUUGGAGAGCUAAGUAGAUGAAAAGGGAGAGGAAUGGCGGGAGAGGGAAACGGGAGCAUGUGAGAUGGCUUCAAACAAGGACAAAUAUGUUGAGGAAUUAAUCUGAAACCCUGAUGAUUCCAAGGCAGCAAGCAGCGGCAUCAAAUUAAGAAGGUUGUUUGUGAAUACAGAAGCAAGAAUCCGACAUAAACAUAAUAAAAAUGUUGUCAUACUUA